AUGCCAUUUAAUGAGCAAGCAAAAUUCUUGUCUUAUAAUGGAGAAGUCCUUGUUUUUCAUUUGUCCAAAGACUAUUUUGAAGAUUGUGAAAUGCCUACAGACACAUCUGCAUUAUAUGUCAAAAGGAUGAUAUUUGACAGAGAAAAAGGAACCUUUGUUCUGAUCUCCACGGGUUUUUUAAGGAUUAAGGAGAAAGCUUCACAUUUAAAAAUUCUGUCUUGUAAAUGUGUGUCAGAUUUCAAAACUAGAAUUAACCUCCCUUGCAUUUUGAUACAAUAUAAGAAAUAUAAUAGUAGAGACUUCAAAUAUUGUAUACUGUUUCUUCACAAUGUGAAUAAAUUUGAAAGACAUUUGAGUUUUACACUCGAUCAUGCGCUGGACGAGAGCUUAAAGAUCUUUGACGGUCCUAUAAUUUUUUGGCAAUAUCUCAACAAAUUCUUCUAUAUUUCUUCCCAAAUUGAAGAGGUUACCAACAUAUCAGCUACUCUUUCUUCCAUUGAGUGGGUAGGUGAGAUCAAAAAUUUUGGUGUAGGAUUUUUGGGGCUAGCAGAACCACCUGCGGCUGGUACCCAUAAGUUUUCAGAAUCAGAUUGUGAAUUUUCUGAUUCCAACCUUUGUGCAUAUGACCUUAAAACUCAAGAAAAAUUAAGCACUAGUUACCUUAUCCCUCUUGCUUAUAGUAGUAUUAUAACUCACGUGCAUGUUCGUGCUGCUGAAAUGGUCGACCAUCAGCUACGAAUGGCUCUGAUUGCCCUUACACAAAAGAACCAGCUCAUUUUGUUCCAAAAUGGCAUUCCUGUACGAGUAUGCCAGCUUCCAUUUGUAGAUCCUUGUUCCGUUCAGAUUCUCGAUUCAGGCAAAAGAAACCAAUUUUUCAUCGUGUCAUUCAACUCCAAGGCUUGUGCUGUUUCAGAAAAGAAAUUUAAGGUUGUUGCUAGGUGGGAACAACUUAGCUUAAUCUUGAUAAAUGACUUUGUUGGAGUUGGAACUGACCAACUACUGGUCAUUUUUGAUGCCGCUCUGAACACAGAUCAGCUGACUUCAUUUGCUAUGACAGAUUUUGUCAGAAUAAAUUUUUUGACUGAACCAGUGGAUUAUUGCAUUGAAGACCCUUUUGCUGAAGAGGAACAUGAAAAUUAUUAUUUGGUGCUUCCGGCACUGGAAGCACAAUUGGAAGCUUCAUUUGUUUAUCUUAACAAAUUACAGAAGCAUAUCUCAUUUAAGGAUAAAUUUAUUGCAAACUCUUGGAAGAUUCUUUUAAACUCAAUUUAUGGGAACAUUGAUAUUUCGUCAAACGAUGAGGAGGAUGAGCUUGUUCCAUUCUGUGAUGAAGAUGAAAGCAGUAUCCAUACCCCUGAGGAAAAGUUAUCAGAGAAUUUUCAAGAGCCAGAACAUAUUGUAAAGCAGACAUGGUGUCGUGUACUAGAUGAUGACUUAGUGAUUGGACUGAAAGUCACAUCUUUGAACCCCUCUUCCAAUGAAAUGACUUUAUCACUGAUAAUGGAUCAAAGCAACAGGUCCACCUUUCAGCUUCUGAAGUGUCAAAGUCAGGUGACUAGGUUGAGUAUGUAUUCUUUUCCAGAAGCAGACUUGAAGCCAGUGGAAACAGGACCAGAGACAAAAAGGAUCAAGUUGACCUCUGGUAGCAAGGAAGAAGAAAACUCUUCUUGUGAACAAUUAUCUAAGAUAGAAUCUACCCACAUAAUUACUGCUGUCACAUCUCUUUCACCACUUCUAGUAUUCAACAAACUGUGUUGCACUUUGCUGUUAAACAUUAGUGACAGAGAUAGUGUUAAAAACACCGUGUAUGAUUAUGUUAUAUGUGGCAGCCUUGAUUUUAAUCUACAAGAUCUUUUUAGUAUGAACCACCUACUGGCAUUCCCAAAGAAGGAAUCAAUAGAACAUAUGGAAGAUCUUUUAUUGCUUCUUGCAGCACUGCACAAAUAUUGUUUUCUUGUCACAUCGCCUACCCAUGCCCCGAAUCUAAUGAAGAUAUGGCUCUUGAAACAUAUGAAAUGUGAAAUAAUCAAUGGAUUUAGAGAAAUAUACCUUUAUAAAAUGCUUCGAAAUUGUGGGGCACUCUUCUCUUGGGAGCCAAGAACAACAUUUGAAGGAAUUUUAACACUCUAUUGCAGGAAUGAGGGAAUUUUGUUCCACUGUCUUGACCAACUGAUCAGAGUUCUCCCUGAAAGAUGUUUCUUCAGUUAUCUGAGAUUAGGAAAUGAGGCUUUCCUAAUGGGUCACUGGUUAGACACUCUGGAGAAGGAACUAGUUACCUUUUGUUCUCUUUCCACUUCUGCCUUUGAGUAUGCUAGAGAUGGAGCUAUGCAUAAGACAAAUGAAGCAAAGAAUAGUCCUGCAGCUGCUUCAGAGGAAGAGGACAAGAUCUGUCUGCACAAGCAGGAAGUGCAGAGAGAAAGAAUGAUAAAGGACUUGAAUCUGAAAGUGAAUGGCAGCAGUUAUGUGCAGAUGACUUUGGCUUUAGCUGAGACUCAGCUGAAAUCAGACCUUAUUGCAGAGAAACUGGCCAAUUUGUAAUUGCACUUUCAAAAUCUUGUUUUAGGAUAUUCCAGCUAUCAUGAAGUGUUUAAUUUGUUAUCCUUAUUUAAUAUAAAGAUUAAAACUUAUUAUAAUCCCUA
Molecule: messenger RNA, 2639 nt
Organism: Microtus oregoni (creeping vole)
Lineage: Eukaryota; Metazoa; Chordata; Mammalia; Rodentia; Cricetidae
Gene: Fancb
Product: FA complementation group B
Exons: 8
Coding region: 1-2538 (845 amino acids)
Biological process (GO): replication-born double-strand break repair via sister chromatid exchange; positive regulation of double-strand break repair via homologous recombination; negative regulation of double-strand break repair via homologous recombination
Cellular component (GO): Fanconi anaemia nuclear complex
Source: RefSeq, a predicted model, not a curated record